This is a messenger RNA of Aspergillus novofumigatus IBT 16806, 707 nucleotides long. RefSeq lists its product as uncharacterized. The coding region runs from base 109 to 507 and encodes 132 amino acids. Lineage: Eukaryota; Fungi; Ascomycota; Eurotiomycetes; Eurotiales; Aspergillaceae. The record is from RefSeq and is a predicted model, not a curated record. The transcript has 2 exons.
AAGACCUUCAAACUACUCCAAAAUCACGCAAGUAGCUUAUCCUUCUAUCCCGUCCUAUAUAUCCCCACAUCCGCUACGCAGCCUUCUGACGUCUUCUUUUGCUUCAAGAUGUCAGAGGUCAAGGUAUAUGUAGCCAUAUCCGACGACGGCGGUGUUUACAAGCACUGGGCUCUCUUCAUUGACGAACCCGGAGCGGACGAAACCUGGCUCAAUGCCCGGGGAUCUGAUGGCCGUUUUCGCUAUGAAACGGAGAAAAGAGACGUUCGUCGUGACGAAAGUCCGGUGGAGCUAGUCUACCUUUGUGACGUGGAUGUCGCCAAAGCCAACAUGAUUCGGGAUGUCGCGAGGAAAAUCCCCGUUCACAAUGAGAUCUCCGGUUGGAAUUGCCAAGACUAUGUGCUUGAUCUCUUGGACGAGUUGGAAGAAAGGAAAGUCAUUGACAGUGAAGACGAGGUAUAUCGCAGGCAGAGGACUUAUAUUGCGGAAAAACAAGAAGGACUGGCAUAACGCUCUUCUUCGUCUGCCUGUUAUUGGAGAAGUUGGAUGGAUUUCUUCCUUUUCCUCGCGAAACCGAUUGUUCAUAUUAGGCAUGUAAGCUCAGUGCAUGAUAUCUAUCCGAUCUGUUGUUGUCAGCCAGUUGCCGUUUAACACCUGAAAUCGAAUUUUCAAGUGACAUAUUGCUUGAGACGUGCCGUAGCUAAACGAAG